GACGGAUUGCUCGGAUACUUUUAUUUCUACCUUUGUCAAGUUUUAGUUUCGUAGAAACUUUUAUCAGAGGGGAAGGGCGCUGUGUGGGUACCACGGUGUGGCAUAUUAGAGGUGGGGCUGUGUGGCUGGUUGGUGGUGUCGGCGGCGGCGGCGGUCAUCGACGUGGGACGCUUAGGAAACAUCGAUCGAGGGAGCAGGUCGGUCUCCCGCCGCUCAGACCACCUUCACCUACGGCAGGAGCCUUGCCAAGGGCGGCCUAGUUCCUCGGGUCUGGCGUGGGAAUUAAUUUUACCGGCGACAGCUUUAAGCCGGCCAGGGGCGAGGCGGCGCGGACCGACCCACUUGCCAGGCCGCGACUCGGCGGGCUGGAUGGAUGGAGGAUGGAUGGAUUCAUUUGUUGCAGACGUUUGGCGGGAUGGAUGAACGAAAGCCGAACGUCACUACGGGGCACUCGACGAUGGGGCUUCCUCGAGCAAGCGGCAAGCGGCGGUGGUCAGGAGAAGACGGCGGAGAGUCACUGCCGGCGGCCAAGGUGAUCUGCACGUCGCCCCCCCACGCCCUCUGUGCUGAGGACGUGCUGCACCACCCUGCCCUCACCCACGCCAACGCUACCACGCCAGCCCUCGAGUGCGAACUGACUAGUGGCGCUGCGGGUGACCCUUCCACCACCACGCUGGAGCAAGAGGAGCUGCCCCCCGGCGUGCCCGGCAGCGCGCCCCCCUGCCUCCCGGGGCACCAUACCUUCCCAGAGGAGUCCGACGACGAAGAUACUGAUGACGACCACGACGACUUCAUUGAUGACGAGGAGGACAAAGACUCGGGUUUCAUCGACAGCAACUCAAUCGACAACUCUUCGGACGACGAGUCGGAGAACAGAGUGAUUUCCGGAGAUGCGGGGGAGUCUUGCACCUCCGCCUCCACCACUACCACCACCACCUCCUCCUCCACCACCACCACGACGUCCACCUCACUUCAGCUUUCUCUGUCCAAAGUCCUUCCCCCAGCCUCCACCAGCCCCCAGGUGACUCCAUCCCCCACCCCUGCCCUCACCAUGUCACAAGUUCCCAUCCUUCUCCCUUCCCCACCGCUCCCCCUUACAGUAUACACCCCUUCCAUUUCCUCUCUAGUUGCCUGCACCACCAUUCCCCUCGCCUCCACUAAUACAUCCCCUUCCUCCCCUGUGGUAGUGCAAGCCCCAAGCACUCCAUCCCUGCCCACGGUACUCACCUCUACUCCUUCGUCGCCUCCCCCACCCAUCUCUCCAUUCCCGUCCCUUCCCACUACAACUUUUCUUCUUUCCUCUGUCUCCACCACCACCACGUGCACCACCACCACCACCGCCAGCACCACCGCCAGCAGCGCGGAGGAGCAGCCAGGGCCCAAGACUCUGACUGGUGAGGGCAGCAUUACCACAGUCACAGCUGCCCAGACUGGCACUAUGGUCACCAGCACCUAUCAAGGAGCACUAACCUCAUCUGUCUAUGAACCUCACCCCUUCACCUACCCUGGAGAGUCCUAUCCCACCCGGCCCUCCACCCCAACCUGGGAGAGCUGCAACUAUUAUGAUGGUUCUCAGCCCACCACCAAUAAGUACAUGGAGAUCUCCCCCAACAAGCCCUCCUCCAGCCAGUCCAUUCAGUGUGAUGAGAAUGGGAAGUCCUACCUGGAGCUGGGCAGUGCCUCGCCCUACACCCACACCUACUCCAGCGACUGUGGUAACUACACCACCUCCCCCUCCACCACCUACCCAGCACAAUCCUACAAUCAGACCUACACCAGCCCCAGCACCUAUGGACAGCCCAACACCUACUACAACCCAAGGCAGAGCUACAGCCCUGGACCUUAUGCAUACCCAGCUGGAGAGAACUACAGCACCUUUGAAGGAGAGAAUGGAUGCAGCUACAGCUAUGGCGGCAGUGGCUACGGGGCUGUGCGAGGCUCUCUGGUGCCCUCCCGUGGGCCACCCCGCUGCAUGUCCCCAUACUGUGACCCCACCCGAGGCAGCCCCAGGCCCUCAUGUUACCAUCAGCAGCGGCUCUCCGUGCUCAACGUGUCCAUGUACAAACUGAACAGGUUCCGCCAGUUCCCGGACCCCAGCCUUCAUCGGUCCGUUCUGAUCUGCAACACCCUUAGACACAUCGAGCGGGAGUUGGAGGCUGAGGGGGUGAGUGUCGCCUCCCUUCUGGCUCAUUCCCAUGCCCACCCGGCACACUCACACCUCCAGGGUGCCACACUUGGCCCAGGGUCCCCUCCCUGCCCAGAGCCCAUGCCGUCCUCAUCCCCCUCACCCCCUGCAGCCAUGGAUACCUCCUUGUCCUCCAUGCAGACACCUCCGGCAGGCUCUCCACUGGCAGCUCCCUCCACCCCCCCUCCGUCCACUGCAAGCACCCCACCACCCCCUGUCACACAUUACAGCAGUCCUGUGUACCCAACACCUCAGUACCUCCCCACAGACCCUGCCUCAGCCUCCUAUGACAACCGGGAGACUGUGCACCUGCGGCCGUACCCCAACCUGGUGGCCAGCACCUCCCACGAGGAGAGCCGGGAAGGACCUUCAGGGGUGUCAACAGACAACACUGAGGUGGAGAGCUCCCCCGCUCCACCUUCCCCCCGACCCACACCUGCACCCCAGGAGGAGAGGACAGAGGCUAUCAAUUGGUGUUCUGUGCUGAGUCUGUCCUCGCAGACUGAUCUAGACUCCAUGAACAAUAAUGAGUAUGGCGAGUGGAGCAGUGAGGCAGCAAGUGACUUAGACUACAACAGGCCCGAGGACGGCCCGCCCUGGAAGCUGCCAUCUCUCAGUGCUGAGGAUGUGCUCAAGUCUUUUCCCGAGGCCUCAAAAAGACUAGAACCCAAUGAGGACCUUGAUUCCAUAAUAAAUGUCUUGGUUGGCUCUUAGCAUUUAAUGUAGUGUAGCUAAAUAUUAAUUCAUUCCAAAGGAAUAAGUUGAAAUAUUGCCGCCAUGCUGGCAGAAAGAAUACAUCGCAAUCCAGUGCAUUUGUGGACAACCAGACUUUGCUCAACCCCUGGCUGGUGCGGUGGGCCACACCUGCAGCCUCCCGCUCGUGUCCCAAGGGUGCUGGCCUGCAUAGCCCAAACCUGCAGCCUUCUCACCCAUGUCCCAAGGGCACUGGUCUGCUUGGCCCUGGGAAGCUUGCUGUGUGGCUGAGCAGUGAAGGGCCAGUAGCCCCUCUGAUUAAGGUUAAAAACUGUACCUGCAUAUAAAUAUACAGAUAUUAAGUUCUCAUUCAUGUAACAGUGGCAAUAUUCAAGGUUCCGUACCAGAGUUAUAGGCAGGUAGAUGCCAAACUAUUGAUUACUUAAGACAAACUUAAAUGCUGAUACACAUUAUGGACAAAGGUGCUUAUAUUCAGUUUUGAAUGUUAUCUUGACUUUCCUAAGUAUGCUGACAUGUUUCACCUCAAGUGGUUGUGUUGUAGUAUCUUUCAGUAUUUGCAUUAUUUUUUGUAUGAUUAUGGCCUGGAAUAUGAGUAAGCUAAUGCUAGAUAGAAAAGAUUUUUUCUGGCCGACCUUCAAGUUCAAAAUAUUCUGCCCCAUCAAGUGCAGGUGGGUGAAAGGCAGCCCCACCUCACCACCCCAAGCCAUGCCGGGGUCUAAACACAUCACCUGUGGGUUUGUUUCCUUUGGUGCCAAUGGGGCCACACCUUGCUCAGGCCAACACAGGUCAUCAAAAUUGCUUGCAGUGCAAUGUUCUUGCCUCACCAUCAGUGUUGUCUGUCAAUCACGAGGAGCUGGGUGGGGCCUGAGUGGGCUGUGAUGUCCCACUUAUUUAAUUAUAUUGAUCUCGGGUGAUUUUGUUAUAGAAUGACUCGUUGAUUCUAGUCGUGGUGAUCGCCAUAGACCGCAGUGACCACGUGCUGGUGCAGUAAAGUGCACCUCACACAUCUGGCAACAGCUUAUACUUGGUCUCCUGUUCAGUUUCCUUGUGACCAGCACUUGACAACUUUGAAUCUUGCAGUCUUUUCUAUGAACACAAAUGUAUUACUUUUAUAUAUAAUGCUACAUUAUAUUGUUAUAUAUUUUGUCUAAUUUCAGUGACGUCUUGUGAAAUUGUUAACCAGUCAAAAACAUUAGCUGCAUUUGUAUUGUCUUGGGAUUUUUUUACAAGUUCUGAAAAGUACACUUUAAUAUGUCAGUUGCCUCCUCAAUCAUAGAGAUGUUCAUGGGGGCUGUGGAGGGCCUGCCUCUUCCAUGCCUCCUACCAGUGUUUCACUGUCUUUUAUCUCAAAAGUCCACAUGACCAUCACCAGCCAUGUAGCAGGUGAAAUUAGCAGAGCCAGCCAGCAGUGCCACGCCUCAGCCAGGGGUGGCACCUCGUGCAGCCCCCUGCUGGGAGUGGCACCUGUCCUGGCCUAGUAGCAUCACACUACAGCUGGGUUGGCACUCUCGUGCUGCCCAUUGAAUAUGCUGCAGCAGGAGGUAGCACAAGUGUGAAGUACAAUGGCACUGCCUUAACAAUAAUGAUAACUAGUUAGACGAUACUUAAUUGGCUGUGAUGACAUAAGGAAGCUCCCUCACACAAGGCUGAGCGAUUUGUAACCUCGGUUGUGCUCUACUCAAAUUCUCAACCUCUGACCACUAUUGUGAUACGAUUGCUCAGUAUGUAGUAGAGUAAACAGGAGAACCAUGUAGAGAAUUUACCGUUAUUGUUUAUUUUUGUUUGAUAGAACCCAAGCUAGUGCGAGGCCCGGCUCACUGCUGCCCCACGCCCGCCCCACCACGCCCUGGACACUGCUGCUGCUGCUGGGACACACACACACACACACACACACACACACACACACACACACACACACACACACUUCUCCGACGCCCUCCCUCCCCCUCCUGGCCGGCCCGAGCGAGCUUGAGUACAUACAUUCAAUUAUUAAUGGUUUGGUAAAAACGAUGGCGGUGUGUGGGGGGGUAAUGGGGUAGCUCCCUUCCCCCGAGUAUUGAUUAGCUGAGGACACGGCAGACCAGCAGCCGCCGCUAAAGCUGGGGCGCCGCGCCACCGCAGCGGCCCCCGUCAGGAGCGGAGGAACGCAGCAGCAGCAGCCCCUUGCCUCACCGCUGGGGUGGUGCGAGGGGCGCGUCACAUCCGUGGUGCAGAGGUUCAGCGUUGGGGCCUCGGGCCUUCACAUCAUAAUUAUCUGUGACCCUCUCUGGGGAUGACCCAAUGGUUAUUAUGGUAAUGAGUCAUAGCAGAGAAAACUGUGUAUAAUUCUGUGCUGCUUUGUCGCCGCGGCGGCAAACCUGCGCGCAGACGUACUUACAGCGCGGUAGAGCCGAGGGGAGACCCAAGCCAAAGACAUUUUCCGUAUGAAAAAUUAAGGUGACAAAUAUGUUUUGGCAGUUUCAUAGAUGGCUUUAUGAAGCAAAUGAAAUGUAUUUUAUAUAGAUUUUUGUGUAUAUAUUUAUUAUAUGUAAAUAUCUGUAAGUAAUGUCAAAAUAAUUAAGCAAUAAAAAAUCAAGUGUCAA
Molecule: messenger RNA, 5481 nt
Organism: Eriocheir sinensis (Chinese mitten crab)
Lineage: Eukaryota; Metazoa; Arthropoda; Malacostraca; Decapoda; Varunidae
Product: mucin-2-like
Exons: 2
Coding region: 374-2899 (841 amino acids)
Cellular component (GO): nucleus
Molecular function (GO): transcription regulator activity
Source: RefSeq, a predicted model, not a curated record